Saccostrea cuccullata (small rock oyster) is the source of this 3344-nucleotide messenger RNA. RefSeq lists its product as uncharacterized. Gene Ontology annotation, biological process: anatomical structure morphogenesis. Lineage: Eukaryota; Metazoa; Mollusca; Bivalvia; Ostreida; Ostreidae. Gene Ontology annotation, molecular function: protein binding. Bases 45 to 3299 code for a protein of 1084 amino acids. The transcript is spliced from 6 exons. The record is from RefSeq and is a predicted model, not a curated record. Gene Ontology annotation, cellular component: cytosol.
CCGGAAGAAGAUUGGAAAGUGAUGGAUGGCAAAAAAAAAGGACGAUGGCAACGAAAAAGGAAUUUGAAAAGCUAAUGAAAACCUGUUUGUCAACAGAAGAACAGACGGCUUACAACUCUCUGAUUGUUUUAAAGAAACGUGCAAACGACAGGCAUAACCAUUUGUUGCUGAUACAGUGCAGAAUAGUACCAGUUUUCUUUCAACUCUUGGAAUCGGUAGAAGUGAAAAACUUGUCAGACCGUCGUCGGAAAACGAUAGAUCUCUUAUUUAGCAUUCUUGGAGACUUAUGUAAUUUGCAGGAAUGUCGUGAUGAAGUUUACAAGCAUAUGUAUGGACUGGAAUCCCUUGUGCUUUUCUUUUGUGAAUGUGAACAUGAAAGUAUACAGAACAGGAGUUGUAGAACUUUGGCCAAUCUGGCUAAGCAUCCUGGUCUUUGUGAGAACAUUCAUAGGACAGACUUCAUUGAGACACUUGUUACCAGAAUGGAAACUACUGAGAAUGUUCACCACCAACAAACAUACUGCAGGGCCAUCAGAUUACUGGGGAAAACACAACACCAGAAAGAUAGAAUUUUGUCACACAAUGCAGUGUAUCAAGUGUGUAAACUGAUUGAAUGUGCUGAUGCUUCUGUUAGGAAGGAGGUGUGUGAGGUGAUAGAGGACUAUGCACUUAAUAGACCCUCCUGUGAAUUUGCGACACAACUAAUCAGAUCCGGGGCUUUCAAGGUCAUUGUGUCCAGGCUUGAUGACAAGGGUGACAAUUCAACAUUUUCACUGCUCUGCAAACUCAAUCAAAUCUCCAACAUCAGGCCGGAAUUCGGAUCAACAGGGGGUUUACAAUCAUUCAUUGAAAUGUUCCAUCAAGUCACUGAUCUGUCUGUACAGUUGACUGUCUUAAAUAUAGUGUGUUUGUGCUGUAAGGAGUCAGUCAAUAGAGUGAAGGUGAGGAAUCUAGGUGGCCUUAAAAUCUUAUGUGAAACACUAAAGAACAAAGAUUACCAUAAAAUUCACGACAGAAUCAUCAGUGCCCUGCAGUGUUUUGUUUUUGAUGAGGCUGGUCUCAACGUGCUGUUGGAAAAUGAUCUAGUUUCUAUUCUCAUCCUUCACCUACAGAGAGUGGCAGAAUUUGAGUCCACAACAGUUUGUUUGUAUGAUUAUUUCAUGGAGGAGGAAUCUACCUCUCCUAACACAACUUUUGAACCUGGCAUGUUUGAAAGAUUCUAUGUACAUUUGGCCCAGAGUCAGGAAUCUGACAGUCAUGAAAAAGACACAGGUUCAAACAAAAACGUUUUCAGCAUUGACAGUCCUACAUAUGAACCCAGAUCCGACUGGAACCUGGAGGAAUAUCAGUCAGGGGCCAGGUGUAAGGAAACCUUUGAGUAUACAGAGACCCCCUCAUCCUCCCCGGCUUCAUUGAGUCCCCUCAGUACCGUGUCAUUUUACUCACCGAGUCUGUCCCCUGCUUCUGACUACAGUCCCCCAUCUAGCCCUAGUUGUGGGGGCUCCUCAUCAGUAAAUAGUGAUCCAAAUUACCCCUUUGUUUGUAGUAUAUCUUACAAAACUGACUCCUCUAGUCCAGGGGGAUAUUCUCCGGAGAAAGAAGAAGAAGAGUCUUUUUUAGGACCAGAUGUAUACUCAGAAUCUGAGGAUGAAGAAAACACUGACACUACUGAGAAAUGUAAAGAAGGGAAGCUAAAAGAAAGUGGAACAAGUGAGCAAGUGAACAUUCCCAGAAUCAGUUUAUUCAGAAAUAAGCGGGAAGCUGCGGACAUGUCAGAAGAUGAAGAAGUUGAGCCAACAACAAAAAGGACAAAAACUGGUGUGACAAGUCCGGUUACAGCAAAGAGAAGAAGACAAGAGGCCUCCAGUACAGAGCAGCACAUUAUGAUCAUUUUGUCGAGGAUUUCACAGAUGUACAAUCCAAGUAAACACUUAGUUAAUCUAGAGACAAUCUGCUGCUGUCUGGAUUACUUAGCAUUAGUUGACAAACCAGAGAAAAGAAUGGCUAGGACCCUGUGUCGAAUUAUUGGAAAUCCACUCUGUUUGAAUUCCUUGUUACAAAUUCACAUGCCUUUACUUAUAUAUCACAAACUUUUAAGGCAUUAUGGAAAAUCUUACAGAGACAAAAUCCUGAAAUCGUUCUUAAAGUCAAAACAUGAAUGUCUAAAAACCCAGGAAUGGAGUAAGAUUAGAAGCCGGUCUAGUAGUAUAGAUUCCACAUCUUCACAGUUAUCUUUCCUUGACCUUGAAGAUCCAUGGUCAUUAGCAUCUACAAGUAAGAGUCCAGAAAACUUAAAAAAUUCUGACAAAGAGUCAAAGAAGUCAGCUUCUACUGAGGAUAAAUCUUCAGAGGAGGAAAGCCUAUCUUUCCCAUUCAGGGCAGGACUUAUUCUGCUCCAGGAUGUCUCCACUCAGAUGGACGGCCCAUACGGGCGAGGUGAGGUGGCCCACUGGCUCCACAGGACAGAUCCCCAGGAUAAAGACUUUGCCAUCUUCUCCCUUCUCUUUGCUCUGUGGAAUACUGGAAUGACCAAAUACUACUUCAUCAAACAGAACUUCAUGGAAGCCAUCUUCAAACACAUAACUAGUGACACAAGUCUACCUCCUAAGAGAGCAGUGAUUGAGGCCCUGUGUUUUGUAGGACAUAUCCUGUUUAUAUCUCACUCAGACUCAAGUAAUAAUGGAGUCAAACUUGCCUUCAAUGUCAUACAAAGCACCGGUCUGACUGAGGGAUCGGGAUGCAGGUAUGAAAGUGUUCAGUGCAAAGAUGUUUCAUUCCGUGUUCAAAGCUCUGUUCUGUCAGGGAACAGGGAAAUACUAAUCAAAAGUUCCGACCUUUUCCAAGCCAUGUUGGAGGGUCAUUAUUCUGAAUCCAGAGAACAGGAAGUUGUUCUGUCUAACACCACUCCAUUUGCUGUGAACUACAUACUACAUUAUCUACAUGGUUGUGAUAUGUCAUGUGGAAUUCUGGGAAGCAUAACAAACUGUGAUAAAUCUGACAAAUUACUGUGUGAUAUUCUGGAUACUGUUGUAUUAGGUCAUCGAUACAUGUUAACAAAUCUAGUCAACUUUCUGUUAAUUUUGCUAGAACACAAUAUCUCUUCAGAAAAUGCUUGCCAUGUUUUUCACUUUGCCUUGACCUAUGACCUCCAUGAACUUGCCGUGACAAGUGUGAAGUCGACAUUCUCCACACCUUGUGUAGCUGAGAGAGUGAAAGGUUUUCAAAACUUCCUAGCAGGACCAGAUGCUGAUCAUUUCAUCAGCGUCUUGUUUGAUCUUCUGUUGGAGAGAACAUUUUAAUGAACAGUCGUAUAAAGGAUCAAACUAUGAAGUUAAUACAAUGAA